Fulvia fulva is the source of this 1440-nucleotide messenger RNA. Its product is annotated as N amino acid transport system protein. Gene Ontology annotation, molecular function: amino acid transmembrane transporter activity. The transcript has 4 exons. Gene Ontology annotation, cellular component: vacuolar membrane. Gene Ontology annotation, biological process: amino acid transmembrane transport. The coding region runs from base 1 to 1440 and encodes 479 amino acids. Lineage: Eukaryota; Fungi; Ascomycota; Dothideomycetes; Mycosphaerellales; Mycosphaerellaceae. The record is from RefSeq and is a predicted model, not a curated record.
AUGCCACCAUCUCAAUACCUAUACGAUACCGAAAAGACUGCUCCCAAAGAUGAGCCCGGCUUUGCUUCUGACAAUGACAGGAGUGAAGAUCGAUAUGACUUGGAGCAGGUAGACACUGUACGGCGAGGAAGUUUUGUGUCUAUGCAGCAAGGCAGCUCCUACCAGACGCCAGGGAAAUGGCAAACAGCAGUAAUCUUCAUCACCAACGAAGUCGGCAUCGGGAUCCUCAGUCUGCCGGCGGCAAUGCAGACACUGGGUCUCAUACCUGGCAUCAUAGCCAUCAUCGGACUUGGGCUGGUCACGACUUAUACCGCGUAUGUGCUGGUGCAAUUCUACAGGCGCUAUCCCACGGUUAUGAACAUUGUCGACUGCUGCCAGAUAAUCGGAGGCAAGCCACUGGCCCGGAUCACUGCGAUUGCAUUUACGCUUAAUCUGGCGUUGACGUGUGCUUCUGCUUGUCUUACGAUGUCUAUUGCGCUUAACAGCAUGUCGGAUCAUGCUCUGUGCACGAUUGCCUUCAUUGCGCUUCCAGCCAUCACAUCAUGGGCAUUGUGCUUACCACGAAAGUUUGCCUUCAUCGCACACUGCGGCAUUCCCUGCACCGUCUCCAUCAUCGCAGCAGUCCUCAUCGUCAUGAUCUCCCUCGGCAUCGCAGAACGCCCCCAAGGCGCCCUCCCCGGCUGGGAACGCGAAAUCGUUCUCGUCGGCACCCCAACCUUCUCCCAAGGCAUGUCCGCCUGCCUAAACAUCGCCUUCGCCUACGCCGGCAACCAAGGCUUCGUCACAGUAAUGGCAGAAAUGAAGAACGCAGCCCGCGACUUCACUCCAGCCCUCAUAAUCCUGCAAUCUUUCGCGAUACCAAUCUACACCAUCGUCGCCGCGGUCAUCUACGCCCUCGCGGGACAAGGCGUGAGGAGUCCCGCACUCGGCAGUGCACCGACACUUCCGGCUAAGAUCGCGUAUGGUAUCCUCUUUCCGUGCCUACUCGGGACGUCUCUAGUCUUCGCCCACACAGCGAUAAAAUACCUCUUCGUCGUCGGCCUCCGCUUCCUGCGCGCAGACUCUGAAUACGCCAAAAACACAACCCGCAGCUGGACCCUCUGGAUCAGCAUCGGCACAGCAUUCUGGUUUUUAUCCUUCAUAAUCGCCAACGCCGUCCCCGUCUUCGACUCCAUCUUAUCGAUCAGCUCCGCCAUCUUCGUGGCGUGGUUUACGUUUGGGAUCUCGGGCGUCUUCUGGCUGUUCUUGAAUUGGGACCAGCAGGGGAAGGGUUGGAGGCGGAUAUGUCUGGCGGGGGUGAAUUGGGGCAUUGUUGUGGUGACGGUUUUUGUUAAUGGCGCGGGGAUGUAUGCGGCUGUUAGUGGGCUUUUGGCGAGGUUUGAGGAUGAGAGUCAGGGGGUUAAUGGGCCGUUUACGUGUGCGGAUAAUAGUAUUUUUUAG